Molecule: messenger RNA, 2049 nt
Organism: Bombus pyrosoma
Lineage: Eukaryota; Metazoa; Arthropoda; Insecta; Hymenoptera; Apidae
Product: AMMECR1-like protein
Exons: 4
Coding region: 190-885 (231 amino acids)
Source: RefSeq, a predicted model, not a curated record
UUACAAAAACAUUCAGUAGAAAAAUAGCGGGCAAUGAAACAGCUGUUUUUUUUGCGUGAUGAGACAUCUAGCGGAACGCGUUGAACAUAAUCUGAUGUGCAAUAGCAACAGCAACAGCAGCGAAUGAGUAAGAUGCAUGAUACGGAACCGAUCGCAUCUAUCGUACUUAGAAGAGUUAACUAAGAAACCAUGGCAGCUGGUUGUUGUGGAACGAAAAAGCAAAAGUUGAAUGAUUCUACAAGUAUACCACGUAAUAAUACUGUGAGUUUACAAAAUGGUAUCCGUAUACGGAACUCUAUAAUAGUUCAGCCUGAGAUGGGCUUUUAUUGUUUCGAUGUCCUUUACUGCCAACUGCACCAACUUGACCCACCAAAACCACCCAACUUCAGUAACGAAGCUUUCCCUUUAUUUGUAACAUGGACCACGGGUAAAGAUAUGAGAUUAAGGGGUUGUAUUGGUACAUUUAAUGCAAUGCAGUUGCAUGCUGGAUUAAGGGAAUAUGCUGCUACUAGUGCUUUCAAGGAUUCACGGUUUAAUCCCAUAACAUUAGAAGAACUUCCACGAUUACAUGUAAGUGUUUCUAUACUCCGACAUUUCGAAGAUGGAGCAGAUUAUCUAGACUGGAUAAUAGGAGUUCAUGGAAUUCGUAUAGAAUUUCGUAAUGAAAAAGGCAAUAAACGAACUGCUACAUAUUUGCCAGAUGUAGCAAUAGAGCAAGGAUGGAGCCAAAUUGAAACAAUAGACUCUUUGCUACAUAAAGGAGGCUAUAAAGGAUUAGUUACUCCUGAUAUUAGACGUAGUCUGAAGUUAACUCGAUACCAGAGUGAGAAAGUGACUGUGAGUUAUCAAGAUUAUUUGACACAUUGGCAAGGUCGAAGAUGCUAACAACUGCCCCGGGGUUCUCUCAAAGGACCCCCCAUUUAUCAUAUAUUAUCUGGCAACAUUUGUUAUCUAAAUACAGAUACAUUUAAUUGUUGUCUACAAUAUAUUAAUUAUCAAUGCAAUAAUAUAAUAGCCAGUCAACAAGCAUUCAUUAUAAUAGAAGUUAAUUAUUUUUCAUGUACACAAUUGUGUUCAAUAUCUAUUAAUUUUAUCUUAUCCUUACAUAAUCGUCUUUCAUUUCUAUAUAUGUAUGUAAAACUUUUUUAUUUAUCAUUAUAUCAUAAUCAUUAUCACAAAUGUCUUCCUGUAAAAGCUAUGGAAUAUAUAAAUAUAUAUAUAUAUAUAAUAUUUCCAAUGGUGCCUAUUAUGUAGUAUAUAUUUUGUUUCACACGUAUUCAUAACGUCAUCAUAAGAAAAUAUGUUUGUUAACAAAGAUAAUAGAAUCCUGAGUAUGAUGGCCUUAUUCUUUCUAAAUCAUUAUUUACAAAAUACUAAAUGUAAUAAAAAUAAUAUUACAUGUUCAAGCUAAAUAUAGUUGGAAAUCUUUUCCAGACUGUUCUACAUUUAAUAUAAAUAUAUUUUCAUUUAGCUCAUAUAAAAUAUUGUUUAUUUCAUUUUUUGUCCAUAAUAUGUCUCUUUUAUUGUGACAUUUCUUAAUUAAUAGAUGAAAAAUAAAUGUACUUAAUGUGUUUACUCUUGCCAUCAUACUAACAUGUGCAUUUAUGAUUGUAGUCCAAAAAAUUGUGAUAUUCAAACGAAAUUAAUAUAUUUCACUAUUAGUAAUAUACUUGAGAGAGUAAACAUGGAUGUGUGGUAUGUAUAAUUGUAAGCAUUAAUAGCUUUUUUUAAACAUUAAAUAUUAAAUAUUAAAUUAAAAAUAAGGAAUUGUUAAAUAUAAUACUGAAAAUUUUUUGGAAUUAAUAUUUUAUAUUACUUUUUUAUAUAGAAAUAUAUAUAAUAUCGUGUAAAUAUAAGUGUAUUUUUACUUAUACAGAUAUAAAUUUAUUCAAGCACAAAAAUCGUUCAUGUCUAUUGUUACAGAAAUUUGUUGUUUGAAUACUGAAAUAAAAUGUAAAGUUGUGCUCUAUAAUUAAUGAAACUAUAAUAUACUUUUUAUAAUACACAAAAUGUUAUAAUGUUCCAAAUAAAAUUUUAACAAAUAUCAUA